GGAAAAUGUCUUGAAAUGCUGCGGGUGGAUGUGGAUAUGUGGGUCCAUGUGCGCUGAUUUUACGCGGAAAGAGAGGGGUGGAUUUGGGGCGCCGGAGAUCUCCGGUUUCCCCAAACAAUAGUCGAAAGGACGCGAUGGUCGCCUUUUUUUGAAACCGCAGGGAAGUUUAGGACCUCAUCUGCCUCUAUUGUUGUUCUCACCGAGGCCACGUAGCUGCGUGGAGCGAUUUUAAACGUGGGGGGAAGCGUGUUGUGUUUCUAAAUGUUUCUAGAGGAUAGAAAUGAUCCUGAGAGAGAGAGAGAGAUGCGCCUGGGAGGAAGAAUCGCGUCCAGUUUGAUUGUAGGCCGAAGGUUUUGAAUUCUCUCCUUGGUGAAGGACUGGUGGGAAUUUAAGUGUGUCCAUUCAUUUACUGUGAGAGGCGUCCCGUUUGGAAAAGGAAAGGAGGAAGAAAGGGAACGAGCAUUUGGAUAAUUUGGCAUCAGGACGCCACCAGUGGGGCCUGGGAGUCUCCCAUUGUCCUGCCCUGCUAUAACACCCUCCUUUUUCAUUUUGUAGGUCGCACAACUCUUUAUAUUCGCCCCAAAUGCUCCCGGUUCCUCACAAUCACAGCCACCUCAGCUCUCCCCUGCUGCGACUCUCCUACCCACCGUCCUCUCCCACCCCUCUUCCUCCUCUUCUCCUCCUCUCCGUUGCCUCCCUUCUCCUGCUCCCUCCUCAUCGACCUCCAAGAUAGAUUCCCUCAGGAGUAAGGUUGACCUGCUCAAGCUGCCCCUGGCUCUCUCCACCAAGUCCAUCUCCGAGCGCAAGAGCCAGCUGGGAGGAGUCGGAGAGCAGCGCGGCACGGGGGGAGGAGGCGGGGCCCGCAAAGCCCGCUCACCGCCGACCCGAGACAUGGACAACGAGUCGCAGUACUCGGGCUACUCAUACAAGUCCUCCCACUCCCGAAGCUCCCGCAAGCACAGGGAUCGGAGGGAUCGUCACCGCUCUAAGAGCCGAGACAGCAGCAGUCGUGGAGACAAAUCGGUCACCAUCCAGACUCCUGGAGAGCCGCUGCUGGAUGCAGAGUCGACCCGCGGAGAUGACAGGGAUGAUAACUGGGGCGAGACCACCACUGUCGUCACCGGCACCUCAGAACACAGUAUCUCUAACGAGGACCUGACCCGCGUCACCAAAGAAUUGGAGGAGUCGACUCCGCUGGAGUGCAAGCGCUUCGUUGGCCCGGCUCUGGGAGGCUGCCUGAGCUUCUUCGCCCUAGUCACACCUUUAGCCUUCCUCAUCCUCCCACAGGUCCUGUGGCGUGAUGCCCUCGAGCCCUGCGGCACGCCCUGCGAAGGCCUCUACGUCUCCCUGGCCUUCAAGCUCCUGGUCCUGCUCAUCUCCUCCUGGGCGCUGUUCCUCCGGCCUCCUCGCGCCACACUCCCGCGCUUCUUUGUCUUCCGCUGCCUGCUGAUGGUGCUGGUGUUCCUGUUCGUGGCGUCGUACUGGUUGUUCUACGGCGUGCGGGUGCUGGAGCCCAGGGAGAGGGACUACAGGGGGAUCGUGGAGUACGCUGCCUCGCUGGUGGACGCCCUGCUCUUCAUACAGUACCUGGCUCUGGUGCUGCUGGAGGUCCGACACCUGCAGCCGGCCUUUUGCCUCAAGGUGGUCCGGAGCACGGACGGAGCCAGCAAGUUCUACAAUGUGGGCCAUCUUAGUAUCCAGCGGGCAGCUGUCUGGGUGUUGGACCGUUAUUACAGCGACUUCUCCGUCUACAACCCUGCCCUGCUGAACCUGCCCAAGUCCAUCCUGUCCAAGAAGAUGACCGGCUUCAAGGUUUACUCCCUGGACGAAAGCACCACCAAUAACUCCACAGGCCAGUCCCGGGCCAUGAUAGCAGCCGCUGCCCGGAGGAGAGACAACUCCCAUAACGAGUUUUACUACGAGGAGGCCGAGAUGGACCGCAGGAUCCGCAAACGCAAGGCCAGGUUGGUUGUGGCGGUGGAAGAGGCCUUCACGCACAUCAAGCGUCUCCACGAAGACGAGGUCGCCUCGUCCCCCAAACACCCGAGGGAGGUGAUGGAUCCUCGGGAGGCGGCUCAAGCCAUCUUCGCCCCGAUGGCCCGAGCCAUGCAGAAAUACCUGAGAACCACCCGGCAGCAGGCCUUCCACAGCAUGGAGAGCAUCCUCACACACCUGCAGUUCUGCAUCACGCACAACAUGACGCCCAAGGCUUUCCUGGAGCGUUACCUCUCCCCCGGCCCCACCAUGCAGUACCAGCAGCAGAACGGCAGGGGGCGCCAGUGGACUCUAGUGAGCGAGGAGCCGGUGACCUCGGCCCUGCGUCAGGGUCUGGUCUUCUCCCUGCGACGCCUGGACUUCUCCCUUGUGGUCACGGUGACGCCACUCCCCUUCCUUCGUCUCGGAGAGGAGUUCAUCGACCCAAAGAGCCACAAGUUCGUCAUGAGGCUGCAGUCAGAGACCUCGGUGUGAAGUCACUGCCUUUUAAAGAGUCUCCUUUGCCCACCCUGUCCUCUCUUCGUGCUCGCUCCUGCUGGAUCACCCUUGUGGCGGGACAUGUGGGGGACAUGUGGAGGCCAUGUGGUCCACUCCUAUCCAAUCAUUUCCCCUGUCUGUGACAAAGAAACCUUUCAAGGAGAGGAGUGUCUGAAUCCUUCCUGUUUUAUGAUCAUCACAGAUGCUCUGAUAUCAAACUGUGAUCAGCUCAACGAUUGUCCAAACCUGGAAUUAAACAGUUGCCUUGACUUUUUCUUUCUCUGUGUUGUUAAGUCUUUGUCUUUACAACACACUGUUAAAAACAACCUUUUUUCUUAAGAGGACCUUUUGUCUUUAUUUCCUCUAUUGCCAUAACCACUGGACUACUUUACUGUGCUGACUCAACACAUGAACACCAAAGGAAGGGGAUUACAUCACAUUUGCCACUUCCUCUUUCUUGCAUCUUAAAAACAGACCAACUGGAGCUCAGCUCUGACUGCAACGCUGGUGUACCACUGCCUUUUGGUUCCCUGUCAGUGUGCUUUGUUUGAGAUGACGAGGACUGCUUUUGUAGAGUGUGACUUUUUUUUUUUUACUUACAGAAUGUAGCAUUAUGUGCAUUGAAUUAACAAGUGGCUUUUCUGCGGCCUGAAGGCCAAAAUGUCUUUUUAUCUGACUGUAAAGAAAAAUGGAAGUACAUUCCUAAGUUGUUGCUACUCCGGACUCUGUAUAUUCAUGAUUGUCUAAAUAUGCAGCUUUUGUUUUAUUCUACACUGGCAUUUUUACUAUUCAUUUUACAGUUUUACCAAGAAGACUAAACAAAGACCCCUUUUACACCUGGUAUUAACAUGGAAUCUGUAUCACCAUUUGUAUUCAGAAUGAGGAUGCUAAAGCAUAAGCCUGAUGUAAUUCAGAUUUUUUUCUUGUCAACAAAUCCCAGGAGCAGAAAACCAACAAUGUGUUCGCCUCUCUCUCUGUCUCUCUCUCGAUACAUUUAUUCCUACUGAAGUUGUAAAUACAUUCAAUUUAAAAAUAUAUAUACUUUCAUUAAAACAAAACUAAAUAAUUUCCUAAAACAGCUGGGUGCUCUAGUUUUUAGCAAACACUACUAUAACAAGAGUAAAUACUGCAUUUACUGAGCACUAUUUUAAGCCGCUGACUAAAUGUACUAGUGAGUAUUUACAGCAACAGGAGGCGUAUGGGUGUAUGUCUGCUCAUGGUAAUAGAGGAACAGGUCACCCAGUGCAACUGUGUGACUCACUGAUGUGUUUUUAAUAGUUUUAUGUCAGGCUUUGCAUACGCAGACAAUACUUCAUUGUUUGUUUUUGUCUUUUUCAUGGGAUUUAUUGAGAAUAAGAAAAAUAUAGAACAUUGCCAGACUUAUCCUUUAAUGCAAUGUGUAAAUGAAUGCAGAACGAACUGCAGUCAGAACUACUAGAUCUACUACUGGAUCGGCUUGAAUGUGUCUGGAGGUGGUCUGGAUUGCAUUGUGAUUGGAUGUCAGCCAGGUGUGCAUGCAAUCUGUACAGUUUCUUUCCACAUUUUAAAAGAAUAAAUUACCCAGCAGGUUGAAAGGUCACCUAACGCCAUCACUUCCUCCCAUCUCAAGCGGCCCGGCAAAACGGGUCAGACGAUGACUCACUUUACAAAGGAAAAAUAUAGAGAGCUUGGAAACGUCUUUCAACCACAUCUCGGGCCUUCUUCAGUGCAGCUGCUCAGUUGUCAUUGUGAUGGUUUAGUUGUUAUGUGUCCUAAGUAUGGAAUUUUGGUGGAGCAGGAGGAGGAGGCCAUCUUUGAACAGAGACAAAGGUUAUAAUCUCUACCUCAUAUGACCAUACUUAGGUCUCCUGAUAGCAUUUAUCUCCAUGACAACUGAGCAACUCUGUCUAUUGAGACAUUUUUGCUUUUGGUUUAUUGACAACAUUCUAAUAUAAUGUAUUUAUUAUAAUACAACAUAUCUGGUUUGUCAAUGAUAGAACGAUGAAGUCCUCGUUGUUCCUGUGUUUACACAGUUCACCGACCUUUAUCAAGAUGGAGAUGGAGGCAUUCAGUUUCUGUUAUCAAGAUAUUUUAGAAAAAUAAGAACUUGGAACAAAACAACUGAAUCGCAUUCGAUAGUCUUUUCAGAAAGUAGAUAAGGUAAAAAGUAUCAGACACCAGACACUCGAAAACAAAAUCAUAUCGUAAAAGAUGAGACUUGUGAAACAAGAUGCACAUAUCAAAGAAAUAGAAGGUUGAUUAUAAAACAUAUUGAGAUCUGCACAAUCUAAAAAGGAAUAGAAUCAGGCAGCCAUUGUUUAGCCUUUGUCAUGCCAUGAGAUGUUAUUGAAAGCUUUGGAAACGACACGUAUGUUGGACUUUGGGGUGAGAAUAUUUUUUAUUAGUUUAUUUAUAUUUUUUCCUUGACCCUGAACACACCAUGGUUGUCAGGCGUAGUCCCUGAGCUUCGCCUACCCACUUUGCAUAUUUAUAUCCAAUCACAAUGCAGAAUUGCGACAAAGAGAACAAUACCAGGUGUAAAGGCAAAGGCAAAAGCCGUCGUCAUCAUCCAGAUACAGAUCACAUGUUAAUACCAGGUGUAAAUGGGGUCAUGGUCUGUUCCAGGCUUUUUUAACAAUGUACACAUAAGAAAUUCAGUCGUGAACAGGCAGCUGUAGUUAAACUAUGAGCUGACUUCUACGGUUGUUAGUGUUUUUAUGCAUUUCAACAAAAAAUCCAAACCAGACGUGUGAUUGUAACUCCUCUCUGCAGCUCCUCUCUGUAGCGUUUCACCGCCUCGCCUUGUGCCACAAGCUGAAACAAGCACAGCGAACAUGCUGCCUCCAUCCUUACUCGGCCUUACUCUCCAGAUGUGGAGGACCAGUGAUGGGGCACCCCUGUCCUCACACUGACUCCUUUUUCUCCAGGUCCCCAGACUUACUGUAACGCUGAAACUCGCCUGAUGUUGAGACUUGAGCCCCUCUGUUGUAUUUACCUACAGUAUGCUGAGCCACAACACGACUGACUGUUUGCUUUCCUUGCCAGUGAAAACAUGGCUUAAAAAGCCCUUUACAUUUCUAGAAAAUAUCCAAAUACCAGGUACAAUGUGUAUGACAUUUCAUCCGAGGGAUCAAAACGCAGAAGAAGAAAAAAAAGAAGCAUGCUAGAAUAAUUUCGGGCUCCAAAACUUUUUAUAUAAUAACUUGUUUUCUAUCAUUUUGAAGGUGCCUAAGUUAUGAUGAUGAUGCAAUUUUCCGAAUGUUUUUACUUUUGAAAAACAAGUGGCUUGUAAAAAAAAUUGUAGAUUUGUCUUGUAUUUUCUUCCUUUUGGUAACUGUAGCUUGUAUAGUGUGUUAGGCAUUUUUCCAUUAUUAAACCAUUUAUUCCAUA
This is a messenger RNA of Siniperca chuatsi (mandarin fish), 5841 nucleotides long. Its product is annotated as vang-like protein 2. Gene Ontology annotation, biological process: establishment of planar polarity; multicellular organism development; Wnt signaling pathway, planar cell polarity pathway. The transcript is spliced from 8 exons. Gene Ontology annotation, cellular component: plasma membrane. The record is from RefSeq and is a predicted model, not a curated record. The coding region runs from base 892 to 2469 and encodes 525 amino acids. Lineage: Eukaryota; Metazoa; Chordata; Actinopteri; Centrarchiformes; Sinipercidae.